CUCUGGGCGUGUUUUUGUUCAGGAUGUCGCACGUUUUCGUUACGUCAGAUCUCGGGGUAUGUAAGAGUGUCCUUUUGCUGGAACGACCUUUUGGUGCGGGUACACCGUGGUCCCCAGAUGGCUGAACGCGAUGCGAUAGCAGCUGCCUGCGCGCUCUCACACCAGAGGUCACUCUUGCCCAGGGUCACUCCUACGUGUAGCCGAUGAGGGGGGCGAAGGAGCAGGCCGCGCUGCUCGCGUGGGCGGCGGAGAAGCUCGCCGCGGAGGGAGCCCCGCAGGCGGCGGCGAUGCGGUCGAAGGCCGACGCGGCGCUGGCCGCGUACAACUCGCUGCUGAAAGAUGCGCCUGCGGGGCAAGGCGCGCAGGCUAGAGUCAGCCUGGCUCACGCGCAGAAGAAGCUGCGGGUCUGCAGAAGCGUACCCGCCGCGAUGGGCGCCGCGCCCUCCAAGGCGGGUGCGGGUGCCCUUCUGUGCGACUGCGACGGCACCCUGGUGGAGACAGAGCGGGAUGGCCACCGCGUCUCUUUCAACAGGGCCUUCAAAGAGAAGGGAUACAACUGCGAGUGGAGCGUGGACCUCUACGGGGAGCUCCUUACGACGGGAGGCGGCAAGGAGCGGAUGACCCGAUACUUCAGAGAUUACAAUCCCGGGGCAUGGCCGCACCCAGAGGCCCCUGCGAAGGACCACCCCGAGAUCGUGGCGCUGCACAAGCUCAAGACCUCGCUCUUCAUGGACAUCGUCCGGGCCGGGGAGCUGCCCCUCCGGGAGGGCGUCAGGGAGCUGCUGACUGCGGCCCGCAGCGCGGGCUGGACCAUCGCGGUCUGCUCCACCAGCAACGAGGCCGCGGUGUCGGCGGUGGUGCAGACGCUGCUGCCGGAGUUCGCGCCCACCACGCGCAUAUUCGCCGGCGACUGCGUGUCGAAGAAGAAGCCCGACCCGGAGAUCUACAACUUGGCCGCCAGGGAGCUCAGCCUGGACCCGAGGAAGUGUGUCGUGCUGGAGGACACGAACAUCGGCCUGCGCGCAGGACAGGCGGCGGGCAUGAGCGUGGUUGUGACCAAGAGCAUCUACUCCAAGGACGAGGAUUUCAGCGGUGCGGACCUCCUCGUCGACAGCGCGGAGAAUGUCGAUUUCUCUGCGGAUAUCACGGCGAUGCUCCCGCAAAUGGCACGAGCAUGACCAGCUCAGUGACAUCCGACGUCGCGAGUUCGUGUGUGCAUUUUUCUCCCUCGUACGAGGGUAUUUCGCCUGGGUGGACGACCCAGGGCUGGCAGAGGGGGGUGCAACCCCUGGCGGGCCAUCCACGCUAGCCACUGGCGGCAAUUGUACUCUGCCAAUUUUCAGCGCCAACGGCGCCCUUCUUCAAUUCUUCAUCUAGCGGACAAAAACGUAGUCGUUCAUGGUAGACUUGGCCCAUCC
Molecule: messenger RNA, 1418 nt
Organism: Prorocentrum cordatum
Lineage: Eukaryota; Dinophyceae; Prorocentrales; Prorocentraceae
Source: the annotation of a GenBank genome assembly